Messenger RNA from Myxocyprinus asiaticus (Chinese sucker), 2613 nucleotides. RefSeq names its product armadillo repeat-containing protein 1-like. Lineage: Eukaryota; Metazoa; Chordata; Actinopteri; Cypriniformes; Catostomidae. The coding region runs from base 67 to 885 and encodes 272 amino acids. The transcript has 7 exons. The record is from RefSeq and is a predicted model, not a curated record. Gene Ontology annotation, molecular function: protein binding; metal ion binding.
AAUGAGCCGCAACCUUAUUGUUGGGAAUGUACAAAUAAGAUUGGAGGAAUAAAAAUAUCCACAAAAAUGAUGGACGCCUUGUCAGUAGUCACACAGCUGCGGGACUUGGCAUCAGAACCACAGAAUCGGGAGGCUAUUGUUCAGGACCAGGGCUGCCUUCCAGGUCUAGUGCUGUUCCUAGACCACAAAGACUCCAAAGUGCUCUUUGCCACUCUCCAGACUCUGCGAUACCUGGCUGAAUCACCCCAAAAUAUCAACACCAUGAAAAAUGAGCUUGGCAUGAUGGUUAGCCUGGAGUCGCUGAUGAAGAGGAGUGCAAUGACAACAGAUAUUACAGACCUUGCCAAAGAGGUGUAUGAUGUGUUGAGUGCUCAAACACCGAGACAGGCAUGUCAGACUCCUGAGCAACAGAGGAGGACGAACAAACCCCAGUUCUUUAUCAACAGCACCAACAAGAAAGCAAAAUCGGUUACUCUGCACAUACAAGGCUUAGAUGGGGCAGAUCAGAGAGGUGUCUGUGAAGAGGCACUUUUGAAGGUGAAAGGUGUGAUCAGCUUUACAUUUCAGAUGGCUAUGAAGAGAUGCACUGUUCGCAUCCGUGCAGACCUGCCCACCGAGAGUCUGGCCACUGCCAUUGCUGCCACCAAAGUGCUCUCAGUCCAGCAGGUAGUGAAAAAUGAAAGUGGAGAGGAGGUUUUCAUCCCACUGCACACCUCUGGCGCAAAGGUAGAAGAGAAUUCAUACCUGCCGGAUUACCUGCCAGAGGAUGAGAGUCCUGAGAAAGAGCUGGACCGCGCCGUGUCCCGUACCGGUGCCAAACAGGACACUAGUGGAAGCUGGCUGAACACAGCAGCCAGUUUCCUUACUAAAACCUUCUACUGGUAAAGCUUGUCAUAAUGAUGACAGCAGGCCCUUCCUGCUUUGUCCUCAACCACUGUUCAACAAGGUAGAUUGGCCUAAAAGAGCAACUUGGAUCAUUAUCAGAGCUCAAAUCUCUAAGGAAAUUCAAGGGACUUGCUACAGAAGAGGUCAUUAAGUUCAGUUGAUUAUAACCUUUCACACAAAAUAUGCUUCCACAUGACACAUGAGAUCACAGCUGCAUUACAGCUGUCUGAAAGCUGUUCAUUUUGAGCCCAUGUUGUAAUUUUUUUUUUUACUGUCACCAAAACAGGACUUUCCUUUCCUCCCUCUCUAAGGGAUUAGAAAUGUUCCUUUCUGUUUCUGUGUUGUCAAGUUUUGUCUGUUUCUUUCCACCUGAUUUGUUGCAAAUGUUGACGUUUUGAUGUGUUUAUAGGUGGAAAGUUUAGCUCUUGAGUCUUCUCAAGAAGAUGGAAACAAUUGAAGAAGAACAAAUGCAUAUUUAAUGCUAAUUUUGGGAUAAAAUAAAGGUUAGGAAGGAAAAGGCUAUAUUGGUUAUUCUCUCUAAAAAAAUUGUUUUAUUUUUUUUUAAAAAUCUAAAUACCUGAUUUUAGUUUUAAGAUACAAUAUGGAGAAAAUUACUUGCAUAUAUAUAUAUAUAUAUAUCUUUUUUUUUUUUUUUUUUUUUGCCCAUACCAAAUAAUUUUGUAUUUAGUUAUAAUUAAUCAAUGUACAGUCUUUAAUUUAGUUAUAAUAUAAGGUUUAUUGAUACAAGUGGACAGUAUGUAGCUUGAGAGGCUUUACAGGAUAAAAGUUGGAAACUAAAUGACAUAUUUUAGUUAAACUGCAGACAUGAAAGCAUCAUGCAACUAAAUUUUACAGUAAGUAUUUAUGUAACAUACAUUAAACUUUUUCAUUCAAAAAGCAGGUUGAGAAACGUAUGGAAACAUGUUGAGGUAUCAUUUUGUUUAGUCAUUACUAACACUGAGAAAAUGUUCAAUAUGUUUACAAAUGCAACAGCAGAAAGUGAAGUGUGUUGGGAGUUUAGCAAAUUUAUCACGUUUUCUCCUUGCAGUUCCUGAAAUUGCCACUAAUGUCACAGAUUAGCUCUCAAAAUCAAAAUCGAUGCAUGAAGACCUACACUGCCAUUCAAAAGUUUGGACACAUCUACUUAUUAUCUACUUAUUUAAUAAGUAAUUAAAACUAUGAAAUAACACAAAUGGAAGUAUGAGAAUUCUAUAGUGACCAAAAACAUUAAACACUUUGGGUUCUUCAAAGUACCCAACCUUUGCCUAGAUUACAGCUCUAAACUCUAGAUAUUCAACCAACUGCAUGAGAUAUCCUGGAAUGCUUUUAAAACCAUAUUGUGCCCAAAUCUUGACUGGUAGUGUAUUUCAUUUCCAUGUAGUAAUGCAACUAUUACAUUAACAGUACAGUCUAAAAGAUAAAGCUUUUACAUUUCAAACUGAGAGCAUGAAUUUGUAUGACUAUGAAUAUGUCAUGGCAGAAUAUACAUGUAUAAUAAAUAUAUGAAAAUAUAUGUUUAGAAUAUAGGUAUCUAAUAAAUAUAGGAAAAGCAAUAACAAUAAAUAAUUACAAAAAAUAAUAACUUCAAAUAAAACUGUCUUUAAAAAUCAUAAAUCCAAAUAUGUCAUUUAAAUGACCAACAAAAAAAAAGCAGUCUCUGACAUCAAUGAGUGGUUGGGUAUGUCAGCAAUCUGCUACACUUUCAAAUGUAGAUGGACAUCAUGAAUA